This is a messenger RNA of Parasteatoda tepidariorum (common house spider), 1879 nucleotides long. The record is from RefSeq and is a predicted model, not a curated record. Lineage: Eukaryota; Metazoa; Arthropoda; Arachnida; Araneae; Theridiidae.
AUAAUGAAAUUCAUUGAAGAUAAGACGCUUCAUAUAAGACCGCUAAUGUUAUUUGAGAAUUGGAUUCUGACUUUUCAAUUUCUAUAGAAUUUAUCUUAGAAAUAUGUGGGGCUUCGUCUCUACCUUACUGUUUGCUACUCUAUGUUUAUACCAAACCUGGCCAAUUCAAUCUCAAUGCUUGAAUUUAAAAGAACUGAGUGGCAACAUUACCGAAACCUACCCAGGUCCGAGAAGUAGCAGAUAUUACAAAUGUUGGAAUAUUUUGAAUCCUGAUAAUAACUUAUUGGAAAUUGAGCUGAAACACCUGGAUUUUGAAAGCAAGUCUUGUUAUUACGUUUACCUGACCAUCAUAGCCAACAGAACGGGAGAACAAGUGAAGUGGUGUGACAACAAUGAUGAAAGGAAACCAAUAGCUGUUCACUCAAAUGUCACUGUUCAUUUCUAUGCUGAUUCCUACUAUCUUAAUCCAUUUAGUCGAGAAAAUUUUGAAAUACUCUACAACAUCGAUACUAGUACUAAAGGAAUAGAGGGUGUUAAAGAAGCUUAUUGGCAAGCCGUUAAUUGGUUGAAGAGUAACUCAACUUCCUGGAAAUGGAUCAACCAUAUACCGAAAGCUGUAACAGCCCUCUCCUUAUCUGAGGGAGCUAAAUUUGACGGCAAAAAUCUCAAAGAAGAACUUAUGGUGAAACAACGGGAACUGCGAAUUUCAAUAGCCUUACUGCGUGAUGCUAUUUCAAGUGAGCAUCUGAGCACCUUCAUAAACUCCAUACUCUCCACUUGUCACAACCCUCGAAAUUUCUACGGACAUAACUUGGUGGAACUUCUGAAAAAACAAGUGGCGUCUGAGAAUUUCACACAUCCGGCAUCUUAUUUGGCCCUCUGCAACGCCAAUGAAACAUGGCCGGAUAAAGCAUAUGACAACCUCCUGAAAAUGUACAAAAGCGCAUCCGAGCUGCCUUUUAACAGAGAUAUUCAAGCAUUUGCGGUGAUGGCUCUUUCCUGCAAAUUUCGACAAGGUGGGUACAAUUUAAUUCCAAACGACAGGGAACUUUCAGAUGCUUACGAAGGAAUCAUUCAAGAGUUCAUGAAACUGCAGAAUCCAAGUGGAAGUUUCGGAAAUGUCCAGAGAACAGCUCUUAUUACUCAGGCACUUUUGUCCAGCAUCGCCAUUAAUGAAAGCGUUGAAGACUGGGAUCAUCUGAAGGCUGUUCGAUUUCUAAUAAAAUCUAUGAAGGUGCUACCAACUAACUUUCUGUCCACCUAUUUGAUUCUUCCCUUGCUGAAUGACAAAACCCUGGUCGAUAUUUCUUUCACCAACUGCUCCGGUUCAAGGGACCAAGAUGACCUUGUGGCUGAAAUACAUGAUUACUUGGGCCCGAAGAUUCAAGUUCAGUACUCAUUGUUUAUUGGAGACAGUAAAGAUGUCAUCCACACAAUAGUACUCAAAGUACCAAAGCACUUCACAGCAUUUGAUGUGAUGCAGUUCGCUGCCCUCAAAGACAAAAAAUACAAUUUCAAAUACGAAUCAGUAUCUGGAAAGUUGGAUAUCUAUGAAGUGGCCGACAUUCCAAAUGAUCCAGAAGACGGGAAGUUUUGGUUAUUUUACAAGAAGAACACAGCUGCAGGAAAUACUUUUGAACACGAGGAAACAGGUCCAGUUAAAACAGUAUUGUCAGAAGGAGAUCACAUUGCCAUGUGGUACAAGAAGUAUUCCAUGAACUAUCAAUGAUCAAUACCAGCUCCCUUUUUUCAAUGGCAUCCAAAGAAAAAUCAGUUUCAACAGAUCAUCUGCUUAAAGGAUCAUGAAAAUAUCAAUUUCCAAAUGUAAAAUUGACCGACAAUGUAAUCGAUACUUCUAAUAAAUAUUCAAUUUCCAAUU